Nicotiana tabacum (common tobacco) is the source of this 477-nucleotide messenger RNA. Lineage: Eukaryota; Viridiplantae; Streptophyta; Magnoliopsida; Solanales; Solanaceae. The record is from RefSeq and is a predicted model, not a curated record.
AUGGUGGUCAGGCCGUUAGAGGUAGAGGCCAGCCAGUUAGAGGCUGCCCAAGAGGCAGAGUCCAGAGUAGUGAGGGUAGACGUUCUACUUCUUGAUAUGGUGGAUUUUGACGUGAUCUUAGGCAUGUAUUGGUUGUCACCUUAUCAUGCUAUUUUGGACUGUCACGCCAAGAUUGUGACAUUAGCCAUGCUGGGGUUUUCUGGAUUGGAGUGGAGAUGGACUCCUGGAUAUUCUACUAUAAGGGUCAUUUCUUAUGUGAAGGCUCGGCAUAUGGUCGAGAAAGUAUGUCUGGCAUAUUUGGCAUAUAUCUGUGAUCCUAGUGCGGAGGUUCCUUCCAUGGGUUCAGUGCCAGUUGUACACGAGUUCCCAAAGGUGUUUCCUACAGAUUUAUCGGGGAUGCCACUCGAUAGAGAUAUCGACUUCUGCAUUGACUUAGUUUCAGGCACUCAACCUAUUUCAACCGCACUUCGAGAGUAG